Solea solea (common sole) is the source of this 6010-nucleotide messenger RNA. Its product is annotated as integrin alpha-M-like. Gene Ontology annotation, cellular component: external side of plasma membrane; integrin complex. The transcript is spliced from 30 exons. NCBI's taxonomy places the organism in Eukaryota, Metazoa, Chordata, Actinopteri, Pleuronectiformes, Soleidae. The record is from RefSeq and is a predicted model, not a curated record. Gene Ontology annotation, molecular function: integrin binding. Gene Ontology annotation, biological process: cell-cell adhesion; cell-matrix adhesion; integrin-mediated signaling pathway. Bases 89 to 3514 code for a protein of 1141 amino acids.
CAGCAGUUGCCCCUCAUCCUCUGCUCAUGCAUUUAUACUCAGAUACUAAAUCAUACUUUUAGUCCUUUUCUUCCACAGGGGAAACACAAUGGACUGGACAAUAAUAGUUUUCCUGUCAGUGUUAAAAACAGGACUUUGUUUCAAUAUUGAUCCCGUGGCCUGGAAGUCAUGGAGUCAUGCCGCUGCAGAGUUUGGCUACAAGGUGGUGCAAAGACGGUCGGACUUGCUCGUCAGUGCUCCGCUUGCACAGUACUCACCAUUUGGAAGAGGGCAAAUAUACAGGUGCUCACCUGCUUCCUUUCAAAAGCUGCAGAUUCAAGUGCCAGAAUAUGCAGUCAACAUGUCCCUUGGUUUGACAAUGACGAGUGACCCUGACACACAAUCAACUCUGGUAUGUGGACCAACCAUCCCAAAGGACUGCACAAGUAUCACCAUGUACAAUGGCGCAUGCAUUAAGAUAGAACGCUCUAAUGGUGUUGGACCCCUUGUGCCUCCUUCUCCUCGAGACUGCCGAACACAAGCUGAUAUUGCUUUUCUCCUUGACGGCUCAGGCAGCGUAUCUUCGGGUGAUUUUAUAAAAAUGAAGCAGUUUGUGAAAAACUUGGUUCGCCCAUUUGUGGGAAAAGAUGCACAGUUUGCUGUUGCACAGUUCUCAUUUGAACCCCAGGUCCACUUUUACUUCAACAAUUUUUUCUCAUCUGGUAAUUGGGAGACGAGAAUUGAUAAUAUUCUUCAACUACAGGGAGGAACUUACACAGCUAAAGCCAUCAAAUAUGUGGUCAACAACAUUUUCACAUCAGAACAUGGUUCCAGAUCAAAUGUGAAGAGGAUCUUGAUUGUCAUUACUGAUGGAGCAUCUAAUGACCGUGGCAGCCUGAAAUCUGCAGCAUCCUCAGCUGAGAAGGAAAAGAUUGUUCGAUUUGCUAUAGGGGUGGGGGACGCAUUCAGUGAUGCUGGUGCAAAAAAGGAACUGCAAACCAUUGCAUCUAAUCCUGCCCAAAACCACGUCUUUCAAGUGGGGAGCUUUGAUGCACUUGAAGAAAUAAGGAAAAAUUUAGAGGACCAAAUUUUUGCUAUAGAAGGAUCUCAGACCAGUGGAGACUCGUUGAAAUUGGAGAUGGCUCAAGAGGGAUUCAGUGCUGCUUUUGUGCCUGGGGGAAUUCAAAUGGGUGUUGUUGGCGCCAACGAGUGGAAAGGAGGCUUCCUGCAAUACACCAACGUAGGAGAGAGACUGGCAUCAUAUCUGCCCAAAUAUAAUAUGGAGCCGGACAGUUAUUUGGGUUAUUCCAUGGCAGUUGCUAGAACCCCACAGGGGACACUGACAAUUAUUGGUGCUCCGAGAUAUCAGCACAGAGGAGUUGUGUUGGCACUUCAGUCCAAUGUCCCUCAAAAGAUUGAUCCCUUUCCAUGGCAGUUCCAGACCGGGGAAUAUUUUGGGGCAGAGGUUUGUGCCAUGGAUGUGAACGGUGACCGCUACACUGACCUCGUCCUCAUAUCUGCCCCGAUGUACAAGGACACUGAUAGAGAUGGAAGAGUUUAUGUUUGCAUUCUGACUGGUUUGAGUGUAGAGUGUCACUUUGAUUCUCCUUUGGUACUGAGAGGGGAUGCGUCUGAUGGAGGACGGUUUGGCUCUGCAGUCGCUGUGCUGUCUGAUCUGAACACAGACGGACUCAACGAUGUGGCGAUCGGAGCUCCACUGGAGAAUGACGGUCAAGGAAGCCUCUAUAUAUUCCAUGGUGAAGGAGGACAGAGAAUCAGUGAUACUUACUCACAGAGAAUUGCUGGCUCCGAAGUCCAGCCCGGACUCAGGUUCUUCGGCAGGUCCAUCGGUCAUUCGUCCUUUGACCACAGUGGAGACAAUCUGCCGGACAUAGCAGUGGGUUCAAAGGGCAAGGUUUUCUUACUCAGAUCAAGGCCUAUAGUGAUGGUAGAGGUGACAGUGUCCUUUAGUCCAAACCACAUUCCUACUCAAAACACAGUGUGCUCUGUCCCACUGAAAAACACAGCUCAGGUGUGCUUCGUCAUGACCAUGCUUUCUACAGCACCCACAGCACAAGCAAAGAUCAAUUACACAUUAACACUGGAUGCCACGCGCAAGCCCCCAAACAACCGAGCUUUCAUCAGUGGCAAACAGCGAGAGAAGACUGGCUCCACUGAUUUAGACUUAAAUGGGAGAAAAUGUAUCCAGGUGGAGUUCUCUAUCGAGGCUUGUCCAGAUGAUGCUCUCAAUGAAAUUAACAACGAGCUCAAAUUCACCUUUGAUGGUUUGGCCUCAAACACAGUUGGCCUUAAACCAAGUCUCUCCCAGCAGGCUAAAAAAACAACCUUUCAUUCUUUGGGGUUUGAGAUCAACUGUGGCUCUGACAACGAAUGUGUGGACAACCUGAAGGUGGAUUUCAACUUCACCAGAUCAUUGGAGGUUAAAGUGGGCAUUGAUGAACUCUUGAAUGUCACUGUGUUUGUGGAGAACAGUGAGGAAAACUCCUACAACAGCCAGCUUAUCCUCACCUACCCAGCCAGCCUCUCCUACAGGAAGUUCACCAGUCUGCAGGGAAAUAUUGAGUGCAACUCCUUGGACAGUGAGGAUGGAUUAAUGCAAGGAAGAACCCAGUGCAGCGUCAACAAGCCCAUUUUCAAGAGCAACACUGAGGCUGUCUUCAUUGUCUCAUAUGGGAUUGAAAACAGUAGAGGACUUGAGAGGAGAAUUUUCAUCACAGCAAAUGCUACCAGUCAGAACCAGGAUCACUCCAGUUCCAGUGACCUGUAUAAGACUAAAGGGAUCGAUGUGAAGUACAGCAUUUUUGUUACGAUGGAAAGCUCCCUCAGCUACGUCAAUUUCACCUUUGGAAAGAAUGAUUUGCAGAAACCACUCCAACAAACAAUUCUGGUGACGAAUGACAUCAGAGCGCUGAACUUCACCGUGGUGAUCCGGGUGCCAGUGAAGCUCGGUGACCAAGACGUCUGGGUGGAUUCUGACAGUUUACAGAUUCCACAGUGCCGAGCCGUCACGGACGAACAGUUCCCUGUUGCAGAUUUUGUCUCUGUGGUGCAGAAAAGUAAAGUGGUGGACUGCUCUGUGGCCACGUGCCGAGUGUUCCGCUGCACCAGGUUCAUGGGAAGACUGGAGAGUGUGAAGUACACAAUCUCUGGCAACCUUAGUUCAAACUGGAUUGAGCAGAUUAAACUUCCCUCUGCCAAAUUCCUCCUGACCAGCACAGCCAGUCUGGAGUAUGACACAAACCAGUACAUCUUCUUUUCAACAGGCUCUCAAUUCAACUCUCCCAUUCACAGGAUUGAAGCAGAGGUCGAAGUGUAUCCUGAACCAAACUUCACUAAAGAAAUUGUUGGCGGUGUGUUCGGAGGAUUGGCCCUGCUCGCUUUACUCACUGCUGGCCUCUACAAGGCUGGAUUUUUCAAGAGUAAAUACAAGCAGAUGAUUCAUGAAAGUGCAGAGGGAGAAGCGGCCGAUGGAGGUGCACCAGAACCAGAACCAGAACCAGAACAACAAACAUAAAAUAACAAUAUGUUGAUAACAUUCAGAGUGACACUGCUUUUACUCACGAGUGUAGUCAUAUCUUCUUAAUGGAUAAAAAACAUUUUUUUUUAAAUUUUAAAAAUUACUUCACUCACUGAAGUGUUUAGUAAGUAAAGCUUUAUUUGUAUAGCACCUUUAAAGCAGCAAUUUACAAAGUGCUGUCACAUACAUAAUAAAAAUACACAGAAAGGAAGAAAGCAAUGAGAUUAAAGGAUAAACACCGGUGAACACUCAGAUAAAAAGAUUUACAUCUCACAGCGUGUGACCAGGGCGCUAACAUAACACAUUCUAAUAAAUAGUGAAGGGUUUCUGUGGUGCACCGUUUUACAUGCGGUCAUAUUAUGAACACAUGUAAAUGAUUUAGAUGUGUGAAUGUGAGUGCAGUGGAAGAUUCAUGUGUUCAUUUGUGGAUUUUGUUUCCUGGUAAAACUCGAUAUAGUAUGAUCUACAGAGACCUGAACAUGUUGCAUUCCCUUCCAAAACAUUGUGUUCCCUCAGUGGUCAGUGGUCAGUGGUCAGUGUGGUCCCUUGCAAUACUUUAGUUUGAAUGUAAUACUGCGGUGGCCCUGCCUGGCCAUGCACGGCACUUGCUACCUGCAAGACCUCAGUGGCCAAACUCCUGCUCCACCCUCCCGCUCCACCCUCCUGCUCCACACUCUUGCUCCACCCUCCUGCUCCACCCUCCUGCUCCACACUCCUGCUCCACCCUCCUGCUCCACACUCCUGCUCCACCCUCCUGCUCCACACUCCUGCUCCACCCUCCUGCUCCACACUCCUGCUCCACACUCCUACAAAUAAAAGACUACAAGAUACGGACAUAUAUAUAUAUAUUGCAGCCAUUUAUUUCGUAGCACCAUUUAUUGGAGCCACGGGGCUGCGGAGCCUCUGGGAGGGCCACAGCAGGGGCAACAGAGAGGAGAGUAAACAAAAGUUAUUGUGAGGGAACACAUAGUGGGAAGGCAACAUUUACUCAUUGAUGAAAUGGGGAUAAAAUAUUUGACCUGUCUUUUCUUUACCUGGGCUUUUAUUAAUGAUUAGGAAUCCCUUUCUUGUGGCUGGUUGCUUUAUCAUAGACUAUUAUGGCUGUGACUGAAGAUGAAUUUGCUGCCUGUGGUUCAGAGGUGUAGCCUCGUAUGGACAAUGACUGCUCAACAUCGGAAUAAAUAACUUUUAACUAAAACAUUUCCUCCUCAGUAGCUUUGACAUUUGCUUAAAUAUAAUGGAACUUUUAUUGAAAAACCUUAUGUGAACAAAUCUGAUUAUAUGUGAGGAUAUAAUCUCAGAUAUCAGAUAUCUCAGAAGAGGAUAUAUAUCAUAGUUGCUCAGAAAAAGACAUGUGCUUUGUGGUUCUUCAAUUUUAUUGUGUGACUUCAAACAUCUUUAAUAAUGUUUUAAUAAUGUUAUUCAACGACAACAGGUACAUAGAGUAAAUUAUAUGAAAUAUACAAUUACUUGUACUAACAGUAAAAUACAUUCUGCUAUUCUAAAUGAGUAAACGUGUAUAAUAUAAAUACAAACCAUCUUGUGAUGUGUUCUCUAUUGUUUGACCACAGGAUUUCAAGUGCAUUAACAGUACAGAAUAUACAUGAGGGAUUAUGAGAGGGCUCAGAGCUGUCAGCUUGACUUUUCAGCACAAAUAUCCCUGAACAACAAACCUCAUUACAACUGGAACAUGAUGAUAAUAAUGACAGUGAAAGGGAAAAACAAGGAAUUGGUGAAACCGAGAGUAUUUCCUGUUGCAAACACUGCGGGAGACGGCAUGUCGCCAACUGUCUCCUUUAAGAACGACCCAAAUCUUGAUGUUUUUGAAAAGACCUGAAUAUCAGCACGGACCUUGUUUUCAUUCAUUGUAACGACGGCCACGUGAAACCAAGAUGAGUCCCACUUGCACAGCAGGGGGCUGCCCUGAUCCCCCUGUUAAAAAAAACAAAGUGGAUUCACCAUCAGCAAGGUUCUGACACUUGACUUAAAGACAAAUAGAUGUUGGAAACACUGACAUGUAGGAGUGUAAUGGUACGCAUAAGUCACGGUCGGUUCUCAAAUAUAUAAAAAGUAAAUAUAAUAAUAAAAUAAAGAUAAAUUAUAGUCCAGCAUGUAGAAACAAUACUAACAUCUUUAGUCCCAGCUUGUACUCAGAAAGAAGAUUUAUCCAAAUUCUUAAUAACGACUGCCUAAAUGCCAGGACUUCCUGCUUUUUCCUUGUACUCCUGAUUUCAAAGCAGUUUGACGUAUUACCAGCGGCACAGCCCAUUACAGUGACAUCCAGAGCCGGAUUAAAUAAAUGGACUAUACUAGGCAGACUGUAUUUUUUGGGCCCCCCUCGCUCGAUGUUAUUUAUGAAUUGAAAUCUGAAACUUACCAAAGUUACUAAUAAAAGUUAAUUCACAUUUUACAUAGCGUAGUCUUUGGUUACGAGUUGGUUCUUUGUAUGCCAAAAUAAGUCAUGUGUCAUAUAUUAAACAGUCUAUCAGACUA